Messenger RNA from Monomorium pharaonis (pharaoh ant), 3992 nucleotides. Its product is annotated as protein Shroom2-like. The record is from RefSeq and is a predicted model, not a curated record. Gene Ontology annotation, biological process: actin filament organization. Bases 778 to 1362 code for a protein of 194 amino acids. The transcript is spliced from 3 exons. Lineage: Eukaryota; Metazoa; Arthropoda; Insecta; Hymenoptera; Formicidae. Gene Ontology annotation, molecular function: actin filament binding. Gene Ontology annotation, cellular component: adherens junction; apical plasma membrane; cortical actin cytoskeleton.
GAUUGAAGAGAUAAUUACAUUGGAAUCCGCUUCCGCUUCUUAGCCACGAUAUUUCAACUGAUCUUGAAUGUAACACUCAGCAAAUCGCACAAUUGAACAAUUUUUCUUUUAAUAAUGCGCGAUCCGAUACGAACUCACUUUGCUCUCUUAUGACUUUCUCCUCUUUUAUAGACUCGUCUAGAUAUAGAAGAUCACGCAUGCUGUCGUUUAACUGAUAACAAUCAGUCGGAUUAUGGAUUAGGCCGGACCAACGUGCCAUUGAACGUUUCCUGUCUAAUAUUCAUAAACUUGAGUAUCUAUUCGAUAUCAUGCAUGGCUUUAUUACUCAUCAUGGAUGUUGAUGACGAAAAUAAACGCCGCGAAUUCUACGCCGCAAAACGGAUUCCUCUGCAUCCACUCACAAAUCAUUCUAUUUCCCCCUGUCUCGGCUCGGAAACGUGGGGAUUAAUUCAAUCGUGACUCACGUUCAUUGACGCAAUUCCUUGCCCUCUCACAACGAUGACAAUUAUAGGAAUAUCUCUGCAUAAAUGCCGUGAGAGAGACAGAGAGAAAGACGGUCCGGUUUAGUCCGCAUUAACCAACCGGAGGUGUAAUCAUCGUAAUAAAUUCUUUUCAGGCACGAAACGAUACCUUCAGCUCCCGUCACGCCACUGUCGGCCGAUUCUACCAGUCCCCUGUCCCUCACAUCGGCUUAUUUCACGACAUCCGAGGGAAAGGCGAGGUUCUUGACGAGAUACUCGCGGGACGUCACGGCGGAGGGAUUAACACAUCAAGAGGAUGCGCCGGCGGUUGUACCAACGAACAGCCUUGACCUUAGGCAGAAAAAGGUACUAUUCCAUCGGAGAGGAGCUGGUGAUGCGCCUUGACAGGAAGCUAGAGGUUCUCAGGGCCGAGCAGGAGGCCGUAAAGGAGGAAGGUGAGAUGAAUGAGACUCUGGGUGCGCGAGUCGCCGCUCGCGUUUCCGCUGUGGCUCGUCCACCGGAAACGUCCAAGUAUCGGAAUCACGUAGAGGAAGUCGGUAAGAUUACGAGCCUUCUUCUUGGCCUCAGCGGCAGGUUGGCUCGCGCUGAGAACGCCCUUUAUGGAAUGCCGGCCGACCACGGAGAGAGAAAAAUUUUAGAGAGUAAACGGGACAAGCUAAUGGAUCAAUUAGAAGAAGCGAAGGUUUUGAAAAAUAAUAUCGACAAACGUAGCGAUAAUAUGUCAGCGAUCUUGGCAAAAUACCUGAAUGAAGAGGAAUUUGCCGACUACCAGCAUUUCAUCAACAUGAAGGCGAAGCUGAUAGUGGACGGUCGCGAGAUACAGGACAAGGUGAAGCUUGGCGAGGAGCAAUUAGCUGCGUUAAAAGAGGCAAUUGACUAGUCGUAACGAGGGACUUACAUGCUAAGUUAUUAUGAAACCGAUUCGUAAAUAACGGUUGCAUUUCCAGGCGUGAACAAUUGUAUGUUUCGUAUAAUAAGUCAAAAUGACUCGAAGGUAUAAGUUAAUAGGGGUGAAAAGUUACGGGAACACAUAAAAGUGAAACAAAUAUAGAAAGAUAUAUAUACGAUUUGUAAUCUAAAUGAAUCAGUAUACAUUUACAUAUACCUUUUUAAACAAUAUAAAAAUUAUUUUUUUAGAAAUUUCUCUUAAAUUAUUUCAAAUUUAUCUGCGAUUAAUUAAACAUUAUUUAAAAAAUUCAAUUAAAAACAAUAUCGAGAAGUGGGAUACGAAAUAAUAUCCCGUAUAAAUAUCUUUGAGAUUACAAAAUCGACUUAAUGCAUGAUCAAAAUAAUUGUAAAAAUUAAAGACGUAAAAUUUCCUUUAUAUUUGAAAAACAAAUUGAAUAUCUUCAUAAUCCAAGUGUGAUCCCGAAAUCUUAAGUGCCUAGUCUUUGAUAAGCUUGCAUCGAUUUUGUCAUGUUUCUCCGAUAAUCCACAGAGGAAAAACAAUGCAUCGCUUACACAUUGUGUAACAUGCUGAAAACAAUCACGCUACGAUAUAAGAAAAUAAAGAUUAUUCCUCAAAUUUCUUUUUGAAGGAAAUUACGCGCUAAAGAACGAUAUCAUCAAUUGCAGAAAUUUGUAAAUAUUAAUACAAGGAGUAAUGCGCAGUCUUCAAUAAAAAAAAACCAGAAUAUGCGUAAGCGAACAAUAAGAAUGGUCGAUUGAAAAUAAUAACAUUACGCAAGAAGUAAUACGGCUAGUGAUAUAUAUAUAUGUAAAUCAUAUAUAUAUAUGUAUUAUUUUCGUGUACGUGUCGAUCGAUGCUAAUAAUUAUUUUGCGUGGAACGUAUUUGAAAAUUAAUGAAAUCAAAAUUUUAAUAUAUUUCCUAAAUAUAUCUAUAUUUCCCAUAGAUAUAUGUAUGUGUGUGUGUGUGUAUUUUCAUGCGCGAGUUGUAUUUAGAAAUGCGUCGGUAACGCCGUGCAGUAUAAAUCUGGAAUGAUAUUUGCUUACGUACGCGACUGAUGGAUGCUCGAAGAUGCUGACAAUUUCUCAUUUUAAAAAACUCUUUAUUAAAAAAACGCCGAGCAUUUUCGAUGAAAAUUCAAGAAUUUACAUUACCUAAUUACAAUUCGUUGAUCACGAAUCGAUUCUGUACUCAUGAUACCUUUUUAUAUAUGAUGUGUGAUAUGAGAGUAAGUUGAUGUUCUGUUUAAACAAAUGCGCGGCGUUUAAACAACUAAAGCGAUGCAGACAACCGAAGCAACAUUUUACAUGUGUAUAUAAUAAAUAUAUUGUAAGUGCAUAUAUAUAAUUUACACUCUGACACACAUAUUUCAUAAUUACACGUACAUACAUACAUACACGUACACAUAAACAACGAAUACUACUUUACAUAUCGUUCUAACCUCCGGAGGUCCUCGAGGACCUCUGACGCUUGUGAUCUUAUUUACUCUUACAAUCCCACUAAGGACUCUCGAAAAUACCGCGGAAUCGCGCAUCAUAUUCGAGCCUCCUUGGUGGUCCAGCGAGAAAUUUUAUGCCACGGUCACUUCGAUAAAUUUUUAUUUCGUUUUCUUUUCUCUGUCCCGUUUUACGUCCCCGUUUGUAAAUCACGCGUUUCUUUUUAUACCGAUUUUUAAUACUUCCUCCCCGCUUAUCGCUACUCUAUCGAGGGCGGAGAAGAGACCACAAGCGAAAUUACACCGAAAGGUGGAUCUCCGAGAAUCUUUGGGCUUGGUAAUGAAACACUUACUGAGGACCCAUGGAUAUCGAGAUGGAAUCCAUUCGAAUCGUAUCUCUAUAAGGAUUACGACUUAAACAAAAAAUGUUCCGAUUUUGUUCAAUUUUGUGCAUUAUAAAUCCUCUUUGCGAAUUCCAUUCGCAAAGCAAACGCGCUUGAUCUCAGAUGACAUAUAACUCGGAUCACAGGCAGCACGACGCCAGAGAUAGCGCGUCACAAGCCGGGACUCAGACGGCCGCGAUGAUAAUAAUUGUGCAUGAGAAAGACUGAGUACAGGGCAUAAAAUUUUGCGGCGUAAUAGUCAGUUUCUGUUCCUUGUUUGUUUCUUGACGUUCGCGAAUCGGCUGCGACGAUAGAUACUGCAAUCUUGCCGUUAAUCUCGAAAGUAGCAGUCACCGUUAUAAUAUGUUUGCGCGCAGCAAGACAUCACGUGGCUGCGAAAAUAUCAUCGAAUGCGAUUGUCAUCUAUACUCCCCUCCCGCCAUGAAUAAGGCGCAGCUGUUGUACAUAACAAAUUAAUGGAAACAUGGUGCUCUGGAUAUCUAUUUUUUACGAGAAAAAACGUUCCAUUAAUUCAUAAGCUAUUACUUUAGCUAAAGACAUUAAUAUUUAACGUUCUCGCUGUGUACAUAUUACCACAUAUAAUUUUAAUGUGAUGCGAAGGCAACAUAAUGAUUAUACAUAUACAUUCGCGUGUCACCUGUAAGCGACAAUGCUAGGUCGUUGUUAAUCUGACAAUAUUAUCCCAUACAAAUGUACUACGAAAUCAUUAUGAUAAUUACAUUUCUCAAGCUCGCUUGCAAUAAAUAACAUGUUGAAAUUCAAA